AUGUUAAAGCCAACGGACAUUUGGCGGGAACGGCAGUCAAGAGCUUUGCGUCUGCCGCUCGCUAUGGCGUCUCAAGGCUUAUCUUCGUGGCUCAGCGGCUCCAAGUCUGAGGCCUCGGACGCUACGGAUGGUUCGGACUCGCAGCCGCAGGACAAGAGCAAACCCACAGCCAGUUCCAGCGACUCACCAUUGGACAUCAGUCUCUCCCAGCUGCGCGCCAAAGAGACCAUCACGCGCAUCAGCCCUGAGAAGCGCUCGCUCGUGGAGGAGAUCGACAGCGAGGCAGAUGACACGGAGUUCGACGAGAGAGCGCAUUGGGCCAGACGCGGCUCCAGGAAGAAGGCCAGGGCGUCACGGCGAGCCGCGGCUCUGGAUAAGUCACAACCUUCAAUCGCUCUCUUCUGCGUCAAGGAGAAGGAGACAGCAGUAGACAAACAGGAUGCAAAUGUAGAGGAAAAUCCAGUGACCAAUGCUAUUGCAGUGUCGCAAUCGGAGAAGAAGGAGAGCAAGAACAGAAGCAGGAAGAAGAAGAUAGAGAGCUUUAGUCUCGAAUUGGACUCGGCAAUGGAGGAUGUUGCUGCUGUAAUGAGCUCGGGACGACCCAAACGUCAGGCAGUUGUACGAGCACAGAUCUUGCAGCAGCAGCAGAAGCUACUGGACGCUGUCGCUGCUAGGAAGAAUCCUACUUCAUUCCUAACACCACCACCGGCCACUAAGAAAGCAACAGCAGAGGGGAACGCCACGACUAGUGGACGCAAGAGAAAAUUGGACAUGAACAAGAAGAAAACGUCCCCACCUUCGAAGAACGGAUCCACGACCAGCUCACCUGGAGCUAACAAGGCAGCACAGUCAUUCUUCUUAAGUGAGCAGGAAAAGAAGCAGAUGCAGGAGAUCGAGGCCGUGUCAUUGUUCCGUGAACAACUUCGACAGACGCGCGAGAAAGAUCUCGCUUUCUUCGCUGGGAAGACAGCAAACCCGUUCUUUCAGGCCCGCUCCACUACCAAGCGAAGUAGCAGUGCUGAAAACGAUAAUGGAGUUGUUGAAAUCAACGAAGAUGGGGACAGUUACGAAGGGAAACAUCGACGUGGUACAACUGGGGGUCGAUGGAGUAAGGCAUUGCCACUAUUUCCGAGGGUGCAGCACGUUUUAACCGUUCGUCUGGAUGAAGAAGACAUGGACACAAACACCAAUGAUCUAAUACCUCCAAGAAAAGCGGACAGCUCUGUAGAUGUAGUAGUUAUUGAAGACGAUUCAGCACCAGACGGCAGGUUGUCCAAUGAAGUCAUGGCUCAGCUACGAGCAGCCAUGAAUGGCCAGGUCUGUACGGAAUCCUCGUUUUCGGAGCAGUUUUGGUUCCGAGAGUACUUGGAUGCCUCCAGUCUUCCAGCUGAGGUGAACGAGACAAUCGAUGUGACUUCCCCUCGUUUUGAGAAUGCAGAGGCGGCAGCAACGAAACUGGCAGAAAAGGAAACGUUGCUUAUUGAUGAAUUGGUCGAAGCUCACGGCUUGCGCGAGAAGCAAGUUCGUGAACUACUGGAAGGACUGGAACAAGCCAGAGCAAAACGCUUGGAUCGCAAACAGAAUUUGUCUUUGGUGGAUCGCUACUUACCUGUGAAUGUUAGUGGUCUAGUGGGGAAUCAUGAGUCGCUUCACACGCUGUCAUCGUGGCUGAGUGCUUGGAAAAUUGGUGGAGGUGACAGUGAGAGACUGGAUUGCUUUGCAUCGGAGCUCUUUACCUUUGAGGACGGCGACAGUGACAGCGAAGACGAGGUUGGUGACUUGUGUCGACUGUUCAUUCUAGAGGGCGAGUCGGGCUCUGGUAAAUCUGCUGCCGUCUACGCUUGUGCUGAGGAAUUAGGCUACGAAAUCAUCGAGAUCAACGCGGCUCAGAAUCGCUCCGGCAAGAGCGUCGUGGAACUUUGUGGCGAAGCUACUCAAUCCACUCGAGUGCUGCACAUAGGCGGCAAGGACGACAAGAGCAAGAAGAAGCACAAGAAGAAACGCAGACGACAAUCCGAGGGUCGAAAAAGUUUGGAGAAACCCACAGUAGCAUCGUUGUCGCUCGUGCUAUUUGAGGAUGUGGAUCUGGUUUUCGACGACGACAAGGGCUUCCUCAAUGCUGUUUGCUCCAUCGCCAAGCAUUCCAAGUGUCCUAUUGUAGUAACGUGUGCGCAGCUGCCUGAUGCGUUUCCCGUAAAGCCUGGACGACUGUGUCGUGAGCUUCAGAAGCCUUCGAUGGACGAGUUUACGACUUGGAUGCGCCUUGUGGCGUUCAUUGAAGGGCUUCAGUUAGCGCCUUCUCUCAUUAACGCGUUGGGCGAGUUCUUUGAGCGGGAUGUGCGACGUUCACUGCAUUUUCUAGAGGCGAAUCUGCCAGUGUCGGAUGCAAGGACAAAGACGCAGUGGCGUUGGCAGCAUGGAGACACAAACAAGGAAGACGAGGUCUCACACGUUGAUGUCCCUGCUUGGACUGUUUGGUCCACAGGAGGCUCAUCAUUCGAUGCUCUAACCAGUAAUUUACUGGCCGAACUUGCAGCUGGUGAAGCGGAGAGCAAGAAACCAGAGGAUAAAAGUCGCGACGAAAAACUGGAGGAUAUUAACGCCAUCUCCGAGUUAGCGCAGAUCACGGACUCCGCUUCAGUUGCGGAUACUUGGAUGACAAGAACUGACGAUGACAUCGAGGAUUCCUUCUUCCUCUGCGAGCGCGAACGUCUCGCUGCAUUAGAGUUGAGACGCUCCAGUCUUUACAUGUUAAACUCUUCGACGAGCUCUCUUGCUGCGUCAUUGAUGCGAAGCCAAGGACCUUCUUCUUCGGAAUGCGUUCAGCGGACAUUGGACAGCGCCCUGGAAGCCACACGUCGACGUUCUCAUCAAGCAGAUUUGGCACGGCUGAAGGCAAAGUUCGAGUUGCCGCUGGCAUAUAAAGGCUGCGGGAACUCAGAGCCACGAUUUAUGCUCGACUACAUGCCGAUGGUGGGGCGUUUACUGUGUGGUACCGGUUUGCAGGAAGGACGGCGACGGACAUCCAGACGCAAUCACUAUUUAGGCGACGUGUUGGGGGACAUGAGCGUCAUCGACGAGCUGCCAGCCUUCAACACGUACUUACAGGUCCACGAGGACCAAAUGGUCGCUGCGUCCCCGGCGUCCACGCAGUGA
This is a messenger RNA of Phytophthora nicotianae INRA-310, 3156 nucleotides long. RefSeq lists its product as hypothetical. The record is from RefSeq and is a predicted model, not a curated record. Gene Ontology annotation, cellular component: nucleus. The transcript has 3 exons. Lineage: Eukaryota; Oomycota; Peronosporomycetes; Peronosporales; Peronosporaceae. The coding region runs from base 1 to 3156 and encodes 1051 amino acids. Gene Ontology annotation, molecular function: DNA binding; DNA clamp unloader activity.